Molecule: messenger RNA, 395 nt
Organism: Caenorhabditis sp. 36 PRJEB53466
Lineage: Eukaryota; Metazoa; Nematoda; Chromadorea; Rhabditida; Rhabditidae
Source: the annotation of a GenBank genome assembly
AUGUCUUGUAAGCACUGCAGAAACACCAUUUCGUUCCCAAUCGAGUACAAUAACAUUUUGAAGUAAGUUAUUCCAGGAAGACCUCUCCGCUUCAUUUCAGUGAAAGAAGCACGCGAAUUCUAAUUGGACUCGCCUGCGCAAUUCCCUGUUUCACUUCAAUUCACAUCCAUUUGGCAAGUGAGGCCCUAAUCUGGUUCUAUUGAAUCAAACAUCGAAUGCACUUUUCAGACAACUGUCUACUCCUCUACGUCGUUUUUGGCUCGUACUUCCUAGUGAACAGACGUGUGAAGGACUUUGGAGUUGUAGUGGAUGUCAGAACAAUCACCAGGAUCAGAGUCAUGGCUCCCGGUAUCUCAACAGAAACGCCAGCGCAAGGCCAUGCACUGAAAGAGUAG